Molecule: messenger RNA, 2219 nt
Organism: Trichoderma atroviride IMI 206040
Lineage: Eukaryota; Fungi; Ascomycota; Sordariomycetes; Hypocreales; Hypocreaceae
Biological process (GO): methionyl-tRNA aminoacylation
Cellular component (GO): cytosol; aminoacyl-tRNA synthetase multienzyme complex
Molecular function (GO): methionine-tRNA ligase activity; ATP binding
Source: RefSeq, a predicted model, not a curated record
CGUGCCGCUUGUUUCUUCAAAUUUGAGAGACGCAUAAAGUACCGAUAGAGACGCGGCGUUUGGAGUUUCUGCAGUUGCACCAUCACCUCCACCAUGGCGGUUGAAAAUCCCAUCCUGCCCGUCAAGGGCAAGAAGAACGUCCUCAUCACCAGCGCCCUCCCCUACGUCAACAACGUCCCUCACCUCGGCAACGUCGUCGGCAGCGUCCUCAGCGCCGACGUCUACUCGCGCUUCAGCAAGCUGCGCGACCGGCCGACGCUGUACAUCUGCGGCACCGACGAGUACGGCACGGCCACCGAGACAAAGGCCCUCGAGACGGGCCAGACGCCCCAGGAGCUCUGCGACGAGUUCCACGUCAAGCACAAGGAGAUUUACGAGUGGUUCGAGAUUGGCUUCGACUACUUUGGCCGCACCUCGACCAAGAAGCAGACGGAGAUUGUGCAGGACAUCUUCCUCAAGCUGCACGAAAACGACUUCCUCGAGGAGCGGACGACACAACAGCCCUACUGCGAGAAGCACGAUUCGUUCCUGGCCGAUCGAUUCGUCGAGGGAACCUGCCCCAAGUGCAACUACGACGAUGCCCGCGGCGACCAGUGCGACAAGUGCGGAAGCCUGCUGGAUCCGUUUGAGCUCGUCAACCCGCGAUGCAAGAUUGACGGCGCAACGCCCGUGCCCCGCGACACGACACACGUCUUCAUCCGCCUCGAGAAGCUGCAGCCCGAGAUUGACAAGUGGUUCCAGGAUGCGCACAAGAAAUACGGCUGGCCUCAAAACGGCGUUUCCAUCACCCAGUCGUGGCUGACCAAGGGCCUGGAGGCUCGCAGCAUCACCAGAGAUUUGAAGUGGGGUGUGCCGGUUCCGCUGCCUGGAUACGAGAAGAAGGUCAUUUACGUGUGGUUUGAUGCCUGCAUCGGCUAUCCUUCCAUCACGGCCAACUAUACCGAUGAGUGGGAGCAAUGGUGGAAGAACCCCGACGACGUCACCCUCUACCAGUUCAUGGGCAAGGACAACGUGCCCUUCCACACAGUCAUCUUCCCUGGAUCCGAGAUUGGUACCGGAUACAAGUGGACCCUGCUUAACCACCUUUCCACUACCGAGUACUUGAACUACGAGAACGGCAAGUUCUCCAAGUCAAGAGGAAUCGGUGUUUUCGGCAACCAGGCCAGGGAAAUUGGCAUUUCGCCAUCUGUGUGGAGAUACUACCUCCUAUCAAACCGACCGGAAACCAGCGAUACCCAAUUCGAGUGGCAGUCGUUCCAGCUGGCCAACAACAGCGAGCUCCUCGCCAACUUUGGCAACUUUGUCAACCGCAUUGUCAAGUUUGUCAACGCCAAGCUGGAUGGCGUCGUUCCCGAGUUCGACCCCUCCUACAAGGAUGACACCUUUGACUUUGGCGCCUGGGUUAAGACGGUCAAUGGCUUGCUAAAGGAGUACGUCGACCUUUUGGAGAAUGUACACAUUCGUGCCGGCAGCAAAGCCCUGUUGGAGAUUAGCCGAGAGGGCAACAACCUUCUCCAAGGCCGACUCGACAACGCCAACCUGGCGGAGAACCCUGAGCGAACUCACACCACCAUUGGUCUCGCCCUGAACCUUUGCCAUCUGCUCGCCUCAGUGGCUUCUCCGUACAUGCCAUCCACCUCUGACUCCAUCUGCCAGCAGCUCAACACCAAGCUGGCCUUGAUCCCUGACGUCUGGGAGCCCACCGCCAUCAAGGCUGGCCACAAGAUUGGCAAGGCCGCCUAUCUCUUCACCAGAAUCGAGGAUAAGAAGAUUGCCGAGUGGAAGGAGCUGUUUGGCGGUUCCGCCGAGACUCGUGCUGCCGAAGCGGCCGCCAAGAAGAAGAAGCAGGAGGACAAGGAGAGGAAGAAGGCCGCCAAGGCCGCCAAAGCUGAAGCUGCCAAGGCUGCUGCCGCCACCGCUGCCGACGUGGAUGUCAAGGCUCAGGACGAGGCCUCUGCGGCUGGGGGCAUGACUGCGACGUCGGCCGAGGUAACGAAAGACUUGCCGAUUCGCGAGAAGAAAGUAGACAAUUAGAGAUCAGACAAGACAAUAAAGGAAAAAAGAGAAGAAAAAGAGAAAAAUAAAUAAAUGAAGAGAGCAUAGAAUGUAUAUUGAGCUAUGGUGUAUGUGUGCGGGGAGUUGAGGUAGUACUAGGGUGCCUUUAGCAUAUGAGAAUUCAACAUUUCGAUUUUUUCUUCUUAGGUUUCUCUCUUGAGCUA